Molecule: messenger RNA, 2814 nt
Organism: Pyrenophora tritici-repentis Pt-1C-BFP
Lineage: Eukaryota; Fungi; Ascomycota; Dothideomycetes; Pleosporales; Pleosporaceae
Source: RefSeq, a predicted model, not a curated record
AUGGCGUACGCCGACGAGGACGAAGUCGACUGGAGCGAUAGCUCCUUGUGUGCGCUUCCACCACCUAGCACUAUUGAAGCUGCAGCUGGCCCAAGCAACCUCGACCAACAUGGGCAAGCCGGAUGCAACCGAGGCUCAAUGCUCAGGUCGGGAAUUGAUGAAGAACUCAUUAUACCUUGUGAGCUUCCUCUGGGUUCAAGUAUCCUGAACAGCAACAGCACUUCUCAGGACCCCUCACAUACGAAUGGAGCACGAAAUGAUGUUCUUCCUACCCGCCGAGCUUCUAAGAAGGACUACUCUAACUUUAUCCUUUACGAAGCGAGCCAGAAGGCAUACGAACUUACAUCAUUGAAUGCCUUUGUGGCGCAUGCCUUGCAUCCCAAGCAGAUCGCUCAAUGCUCUGGAGAAGGAAACUGUGCACAGCCCACUAUGGAGGACUACAUGAGAACAGUCACUCGCGACAUCACUCAUAUUACGAAGAAAAUUGUUCGAAACACCCAUUGUCGCACUGUUCAUCUCCUGGCAAACGACAAGAAGCAAGGUGCACCGUUCUUGGACGUGUACAAGAUCAACUCAGAGGCUUUCUCAGACUAUGGGCCUGAUAACUUAUUCCCUGUAGCAGACAGGGUGAGCACAUUAUGGCACCGUGCCAGCCAGAAGCCAUCCAUGGUACGAUUGUCAACGGAUGAUUACAGUCUCGACCAUGGUGUUGAUCCCUUGGAAGAAAUCGAAGAAGUCACCAAUACCCUUCUUAAGGGCAACUGCCACAAGACCUUGCCCGCAGGUCGAGCUGUGAGACUGCCAACUUUUAAGAAACAAAGAGGCGAGCGCUCAUACGGAGCAGCUGUUAGGGAGAAGCCAGUUGUCGCACCGCGCGGGGAUUGGCUUGCAUUUCCACAGUACAGUCUUCCAGUCGUGAAUCGUCCUACAAACAAGCCAAUUCACAAGUCGGAUACCCAAAACUCACUCCAAUUGUUACCAAGGCUAUCAGCGUCGCACCAUGUCCAGGAUGGUGACCAUCCUGCUGGACUAUUCGUAGAGCCCGCAGAGUAUCAACAUGAUAUGGCUCAGCCCCCCCUUUCCCAGUUUGAGGAACUCUUGGGUUCUGACGAAGAUGGCAUUCUCGACAUCAAUUUUGCUAAUUCACCAGCACUAACUGAGGACAUCGCACACACGGAAAAGGUCAAUACUUGGCGAUCAAAGCUAGUCAAAGACUACAAACAGUGGCUGGAACGAAGGCGGGGGUACCCACUACAGACCAAUGAUCGAGCGGUUAUGAGUACCGGAGAAGCUGUGGCUGCUGCUAUCGCCCUAGGAUUUCGUCCCACGAACAGUGACUAUCAAGAGCAAGUCGAUGAGGCAGGAGAUGACAAUACUAUUGUUCCAACAAUAGAAAUCCCUACUAAUCCUCCAAGUACGCGACGGCCUGCGAAGAAGAGAAGGAUAAUGGAAGAAGCUGCAGGAGGACAGCCCACAGCUACCGUUUUUAUCAAACAGAAAACGAUGUCUGCCAAGUCCUCGAACAAGUCGGUGAUGAAUCCUAGGCCGCAGGCGCUCCAUCCAAGUGGAUCAUGGACCCUCGAGGACCACCAGGAGAUUCCUCCCACUGCCUACUUUGAACCAAUGUCUAUCGAUGAGAAGCCAGCUUGGCGUUGUGGCAUCAACCAUGCACUUGGUAGUUACUACAAUGCUGGAGACUGCAAAUCAUGUAAAGGUUGCAAUACUAAUGUCCGAGAUAGUCCGGUGAAUAUAAUGGACUUUUUCAUGCCAUCAAGGACCUAUUUUUACCAACCUGUACCAGACAAUCAUUGGAAACCAACGAAGCCAUUGAAAAAAGCACGAAAGGCUUCAAGUAUAUGUCAUAACGCCAAGGCGAAAGAUGCUUAUUGGGAAGCUAUCGAUGCCGGUGCAACUCACGACGAGGCACGGCAAGUCGCUGCAGAUACUGUUGUUGAAUGGCUCAAGCCGAAGCCGAAGCCACUACCCAAAACACCCACGCCUGAGCUUGAACCGGAGCCGGAGCCCGAUCUUGGUCCUCACACCAGUGGCUCUACGACUAUGGAGCAUGGACAAGAGAUCCCGGAUGGAUCAUACUGGGAAAAAGAAGAUAAACAUGAAGAGUAUGCUUGGAGAUGUGACGUCGGGCAUGCCUUCGGACGCUACUACCUUGCUGGCGACAAGAAAAGCUGCCCUGGUUGUGGAUCAAGCAAGCAAGGCAUGGGCAAGCGUGCGACAAUGGACUUCUACUUACCCCCAGGGGCUGUAGUACGCCAAGAAGCCCCCGGUCUAUCAACAUGGAAGCCCCGUGCUUUGAAGCCGGGCAAGGUUUUCAAAUCCAAGAUUGGUCCAGUUACGCACAAUCAGAUGUGCUCCAAAGUUUACCAUGAAAUGAUUGCCCAUGAAAAUGGAACGGAGGAGGCUUUCGAGCUUGCUCUGAUGGAAGUCGAUCAGGAGCUGGAUAGACGAGAAGAAGAGAAGUUGAGGAGACAUCAGGACAGGAGAGGUAAGGAGGUGUCGAAAGCACUGAAUGAGACGACAACUGCGCAUGCCAGUCCUACGAGGAGCAACUCGGCAGACACUGACCAGACUGAGAGUUCCGAUACUCGCCAAUACGGUGGCAAAACUCUCGCUGGCUCAGAAACGACUUCAGUGCUUGCGAAGAGGAAAGCCGAUGACAUGGACGAAGAAGGGGCGGACGAAGAAGAGGAAGAAUACCACACUUCUGGUUAUGCGUCGAGUCCGCAAAUGGGUGGGGGUAUUGAUGACACGUCUUCCGAUGACGAUGAAGAGAGCUCUGGCUCGGAUAGUGAGUGA